CGCGCGGCAACGAGUGUCGCGCGCCUUCUCCACCGCAUUGUUAGACAGACAAGAAGAGGACUAAAGUUAUAUUUUCUCUUUGUUCUGUAUGCUUUAGGAGAGCUUCAUGGACGCCUUGAACGUUUUCUAGUUUUUGUUUAUUUGUUUAGUUUGUAGUUAUCCAAGAGGAAGCCGUCAGUGAGCUAACCGAGGGAGCUGCGGGCUGUCAAGUGUUUUGAAAACCCAAACUGCUGCAGUGGAGAAGCUCCGCGGGGAUUUAAAGUUCCAGCUAAUAGCUGCAGCUCUAGCAGGUGGUUCUGUAACAAUGUCAGCCGUGUGUCAGCCUCGUCGUGUGCUGGUGGAAAUACCCGCUCCACAGCCCAAAAUCGCAGCUCAGAUGAGAAGAUCGUACUUGGAAGUUCUCAGUGCUCGUUUAUCCCCAAAUCCUCUUCCAAGAGCAAGAAACCUGAACACCAAGCGUGUUAACUCCUUGGACCUGUCGAUUGAUGGGAUGUGGAGAGAAGGAGUGGAGGACCAGUGUGAAAAGACAGACCAACACUCUGCCCAGCUUUCCAAACAGCAGCUUGUUCAGCUCAUCAGAUCCAUCGUUUUAAUAGAAAAAAGCCACGAGCCRAGGAUUGUGGCGUCAGACCUGAAGUUCCUACAGGAGGAUCUACAGCUGAAGAAGGCCAGUGUGUACAGGUCCAUACCUUACUCACGGUUUGGCUCCAACAGGGAUGCUCACUGUUACAGAAAGGCCUAUCCCCACCUGGUGGCAUUCAAAGUUACAUGUCAGGAGUGGGGCCAAGUUCUUCUGAGGAACAAAGAGUGGRACGCUGUGUUGGAGCACUCCCUGAUGGCGUGGCGGUACACCAGCGAGUUGCCGCAGUGGGACACUGCGAGCCACAACACGGUGCGAGAGCAGUGCUACAGCCUUCUGGCUGCUCACAGUCUGGCCGCUCUGCAGCAACACCGGCCUGACGCCAUCAGGGGAMGUGAGCUGCUCAGGAGGUUUAGAUCGGCUCAGCUGCAAAGCCUGUCCAUCGUUCCUUGUGUUCAGGAACUGCACAGGAUGGUGGGAUGCCCUGAUGAGUUUCCUGUAGAUCCAAAGUGAUGUGAUAAUCCAGCUCAGCACAUGGUUUCUGRACAAGAAAUAUGUAAAUGACACAAAGGAAUUGCCUGUGUUUAAAAGGCGAAGUGAUUUAUUUGAAAUUCUUGUCUAAAAAAAAACUCACUACAGUAUUCAUAUGCAGAGUUAACUAGAAGUGCACUUGGAGACUUUCUUCUGGGGUCUGUGUAAAGAAAGUGAUGACCACCAGUUUUCAGUGCAACUCAGCAGAGUAAAUAGUGUGUAAUGUUAAAAACAGACACAUGGGAGAAGGAGAAGUGCUUUAGAAUGCAGCUCACUUAAAGUGAACUUYGAAUUGUGUGAAAAUAUCCUUUUAACCAUAAGUUAUUUAAACUUGGUGUCACAUUUAGGUGGUACACUUAAAAAAAUGAACUAGAUGUUGUGAAGCUUUCCUAAAGUAGCCAUGAAAAAAACUCCUUCCUUUUUCCAAACAUUACCGUUCUGAGACCGUUCAGUUCAGUUACCAGCUGCAGCAAUAGAAAUAAGAACAAAAUCUAGUUUUCAUUUCCAGCUGAGAUGUAACAAAAAGGAAAUGGCCUUGCUUGUUGCUUUUUGUAUAUAUGGUUGUAUGCAUUUUUUUUCCAAAGUACUUGAAAAUGACUUUGUGUUUUGGUUUUUAUAGACUUCUAAAAAAAAGUUAUAUUGCACUGUUGCUGUUUUUGUCCUGAAAACUUGAACUUUUUCCAUAAGAGAUGCUAAUUUAAAUAAAGUCAACUUGAAUUGCAUAAAAA
Austrofundulus limnaeus is the source of this 1839-nucleotide messenger RNA. RefSeq lists its product as uncharacterized. The transcript is spliced from 6 exons. Lineage: Eukaryota; Metazoa; Chordata; Actinopteri; Cyprinodontiformes; Rivulidae. Gene Ontology annotation, cellular component: nuclear membrane; nucleus. The coding region runs from base 305 to 1093 and encodes 262 amino acids. Gene Ontology annotation, molecular function: proteasome binding. The record is from RefSeq and is a predicted model, not a curated record. Gene Ontology annotation, biological process: proteasome localization; nuclear protein quality control by the ubiquitin-proteasome system.